UAAAAAUGCCAGAAAAGUGCCUCAAAAACGCCUCUGAGAAGCGUUUUUGGUGCAGUUUUUGUCAUGUGUCCUUUAAAAAACACUCAGAAAGUGCAGCAAAAGUGCAGUAAAAAACGCCUAUGCGUUGUUGCAGUGGAUCAUUGUGGAUCAGUGUGAAACAGAGGUGGACGACCAUUUGGAAACUCGGGCACUGCCCAAGGGCCCGGGAUGCCCCUGGUACCUUUUUCAUAGGCUUUUUUGAGUUUGAGCAAGGACACAGGGGCCCCAUGAUCCCCUAUUGCCCGGGG
Molecule: messenger RNA, 287 nt
Organism: Staurois parvus
Lineage: Eukaryota; Metazoa; Chordata; Amphibia; Anura; Ranidae
Source: the annotation of a GenBank genome assembly